Molecule: messenger RNA, 1031 nt
Organism: Humulus lupulus (European hop)
Lineage: Eukaryota; Viridiplantae; Streptophyta; Magnoliopsida; Rosales; Cannabaceae
Exons: 2
Coding region: 72-935 (287 amino acids)
Source: RefSeq, a predicted model, not a curated record
UUGAUGGUUCAAUCUCUAAGCCAUCAAUUUCAGAUCCUGUUCUUCACACUGCCUGGAUCAGGAACAACAACAUGGUAAUCUCUUGGAUCUUAAAUUCUGUUUCUAAAGAAAUAUCGUCUAGUAUAUUGUACGAUGAAUCUGCCUCAACUAUCUGGUCAGAUCUUAAGGUUAGAUUCCACCAAAGAAAUGGUCCUCAUAUUUUUAAUUUGAGAAAAGAACUCAUGAAUCUGAAACAAGAAAAUCAGACUAUAAGCAUGUAUUUUACAAAGCUCAAAACUAUAUGGGAGGAACUAACAAAUUACAGGCCAAGUUGUAUUUGUCAUGGGUGCACUUGUGGAGGUGUUAAAAAACUUCAAGAACACCAUCACAUGGAGUACAUAAUGUCAUUUCUCAUGGGGCUUUCGGAUUCAUACUCUCAAGUUCGAGGAAGCAUCUUGCUCAUGGACCCAAUGCCGGAAGUAAACAGAGUCUUUCAUCUCGUGACACAAGAAGAACAUCAAAAAGGUAAUGCUUUUGCAAGUAAUGAUUCUAAUAAUGCCAUGGCUUUUGCUUUCAAAAGUGACAAGAAUUCUGCACCAAAGAAUGACAAUCAAAAAUUCAAGAAUCAUCCUCAAAAGAAAAGCAGACCUUUUUGUAGCCAUUGCAAUGUACUUGGGCAUACCAUAGAAAGGUGUUAUAAACUACACGGCUAUCCUCCUGGAUACAAUAAACGCAACAAACCUGAUGAAGCUGCUGCAAAUCAUAUACAAACCAAGGAUUCUCUCAACACAGCACCAUCGGAUAAUCAUGCUUUUCUGCCUCAAUUGACAACUGGUCAAUAUCAGCAAUUACUGAGUUUGCUCGCAUCUCAGCACAAUGGUACGAAUAACACAGAUCCAUCUACUUCCAUAGGUAACUCAGGACAAGGCCAACCAGAAGAUGAUUGGAAGGGGUAGAAAUGUCAAUGAUCUGUAUAUACUUGACACUACACCGACAUCAUCUUCAAUACUUACUGUUUCUGCUGAAACAUGGCAUUCACGCCUAGGUCACCU